Molecule: messenger RNA, 1726 nt
Organism: Punica granatum (pomegranate)
Lineage: Eukaryota; Viridiplantae; Streptophyta; Magnoliopsida; Myrtales; Lythraceae
Source: RefSeq, a predicted model, not a curated record
AUUUAAUCUCUCAACGAUAGAAAAAACCGGAGCAAAUAAAGAGAAAAAGAGGAAGAACAGUUGCAUAGGAAGCCUCUCUUUUAAGCACUUGCGUCUCUCAUGAGAUUCUCUCUACUCAGAAAUGCAGAGAGGGCUCAACGGAGCUUCGUGUUCAGAGAGAAAGAACCAAUUCCUGGCUUUGUGUUCGCAAACGACGGGGAAAAGAAGUUGAGAGGGAAAGUUCUUCAUCAACUGUCGUGAUCGUAAAACUACUAAGAUCAUGAACUCCACUUCGACCCAUUUCAUGUCCACGAGAAGGAUAGCAAUGUACGAGCCAAUUAACCAAAUGGGGAUGUGGGAGGACAACUUCAAACAUAGUUGUACCCCUAAUAUCCCUCCCGCUUCUCUUGUUGUGGAAGCACAGACAAACUUGGACAAUCAGUCUGAGGAUACAUCUCACGGAACGAUGGCAACUCCUAUCGACAGGUACGACCAAGAGGCAUCGACGAGAAGUUUCAAUAAGACCCAAAGACGUCUUGCGCAGAACCGAGAGGCAGCACGUAAAAGCCGUUUGCGCAAAAAGGCCUACGUACAGCAGCUCGAAGCGAGUCGUAUAAAGCUUAUGCAGCUAGAGCAAGAGUUUAAACGAGCUAGACAGCAGGGUCUGUACAUUGGUGGAGUUGAUCCUGCAAAUCUCACCUUCCCGGCACCCGUAAACUCUGGAAUCGCAGUUUUUGAGAUAGAAUACGGGCACUGGGUAGAUGAACAGAAUAGGCAGAUAUGUGAGCUGAGGAAUGCUCUGAAUGCACACUUGAAUGAAGUGGAGCUUCGGGUGCUCGUAGAGAACGGUAUGAAGCAUUACUUCGAACUUUUCCAAAUGAAAGCGGUCGCUGCAAAAGCCGACGUGUCCUAUAUUAUCUGCGGGUUGUGGAAGACUUCGUCCGAGCGCUUCUUCCUCUGGAUCGGAGGAUUUCGCCCCUCGGAGCUUCUCAAGGUUCUCGUGCCUCAGCUCCAUCCCCUAGCGGACCAGCAAUUUUUCGAUGCGUGUAACUUGAGGCAGUCGUGCCAACAGGCCGAGGACGCUCUCUCCCAGGGCAUGGACAAGCUGCAGCAAACCCUAGCAGAGACUGUAGCCUUCGGCCAGAUGAGUGAUAGAGCAUCAGUCGAGAAGUUGGAAGCUUUGAUCAGCUUUGUAAAUCAGGCUGAUCAUCUUCGGCAGGAGACUUUGCUGCAAAUGUCCCGAAUCCUAACAACCCAACAAGCAGCUCAGGGGCUUCUGGCACUGGGGGAGUACUUCCAAAGACUCCGGACUUUAAGUUCUCUUUGGGUAGCUCACCGACGUGAACCCGCUUAACAAAGAGCCUCGGAGCAGAACAUUGUUAUGAGAUAACAUCAUCAGUUCCUGGCUAAACGCCAUCAAAAUAAGCAGCUCUAUCUUAUCCUUCUGUGAUUGCAGCUGCAGACAUCUUAUUACAGAGUUUGGGCUGCAGAUAUUUUUGAGGUGGCCUCCGAAGAUUGAACCUGUAAAUAUUGGGAUAGCAAUUCGCUCGGUGAGGUGGCUAUUUUUCGGCUUAGUUUCGCUGUUGCAGUAGAUUUUGUUUCGGAAUAUGUCCUUUCGAGUUACCAGUGGUCCAUAGGUUCAUGUUUUUGUCACGGAGUGUUCAGACAUUGUGUAAAUAUGACUAUUGCUGGUAAAGUUUUCAAGGUUAUUAUUGACAAUUGAAUUUGGUGCUUUUAUUUUUCAGUU